UCAUCAAAACCAAAACCAAGACAUAUUACAAAGGAAACGAAUAAAUCCAACUAGUGGAAAUGAGUUGCCAUUAGUAACUGCUUUAGUGCUUUAUCACCUUUAUUAUUAACUUUGUUUAUUAGUUUACAAAUUUUUAUUCUCUUUCUUGUGUGCUUAUAAUAAAUAGAGACAUGGUAACUGCUGUUUGUUGGUCUGUAGAUUUGAUUAAUUAGCUGCACAAACAAACAAGUGAGUAGCAGCUGGAAAUCUUGGAAAACAGAAGUAGGGGUAUCUGCAAUAGUGACUGGGGGUAAUAUUUACACACGCAGAUUUUACAAUGGGAUCAUCAUCGGGACAAGGUGGUGGGAGUAACUACGAUCUGUCGUUUAAGAUCUUGCUCAUCGGAGAUUCUGCCGUCGGCAAAAGCAGCCUUCUUCUCACUUUCAUUUCCAAUUCUGUUGAUCAAGACAUCUCUCCUACCAUUGGUGUAGAUUUUAAAAUCAAACAGCUUAUGGUUGGUGGGAAAAAGUUGAAGCUAACAAUUUGGGACACAGCUGGACAAGAGAGGUUCAGGACAUUGACAAGCUCCUACUAUAGAGGUGCCCAGGGAAUAAUUCUUGUUUAUGAUGUUACAAGGAGAGACACCUUUACUAACUUAUCAGAUGUAUGGGCAAAAGAAGUGGACCUCUACUCCACAAAUCAGAAUUGUGUCAAGAUGCUUGUCGGAAACAAAGUGGAUAUAGAAUCAGAAAGGGUUGUAAGUAGGGAAGAAGGGAUUGCUCUGGCAAAAGAACAUGGAUGCUUAUUUCUUGAAUGUAGUGCUAGAACUCGAGAAAACGUGGAGCAAUGCUUUGAAGAGCUUGCACUAAAGAUAAUGGAGGUUCCAAGCCUUUCAGAAGAAGGGUCAAGUGUAGUUAAGAGAAACAUACUAAAACAGAAGCCAGAAUACCAGACACAAAGCGGUGGUUGUUGCUCUUAAGAUGCUUGAGGAUUCCAACUUGUUACAGAAUGUGUGAGAGAUGAUGAUAUUAAGAAUCUAUCUGGUUCAUGUAAAUGAUGACUUCUUUAAUCCUUUUUUCUUUUCUAUCUUACUGAUGUGUUUGAUUUAAAUGAUGAAAUCGCUAGUUUGUUUGAAGUUGUUAUCCAUCGAAUUUCGGCUUCUAUCAAUUUGUACCUAACUUUCAAAAGGAAAAGAAUUGCCUGAACUAUCAAGUUAUCAGUA
Daucus carota subsp. sativus is the source of this 1201-nucleotide messenger RNA. RefSeq names its product ras-related protein RABC2a. The coding region runs from base 317 to 958 and encodes 213 amino acids. The transcript has 6 exons. Lineage: Eukaryota; Viridiplantae; Streptophyta; Magnoliopsida; Apiales; Apiaceae. Gene Ontology annotation, molecular function: GTPase activity; GTP binding. The record is from RefSeq and is a predicted model, not a curated record. Gene Ontology annotation, biological process: vesicle-mediated transport.